This is a messenger RNA of Rhea pennata, 4968 nucleotides long. It is a transcript of the gene DCBLD2, whose product is annotated as discoidin, CUB and LCCL domain containing 2. Bases 36 to 2192 code for a protein of 718 amino acids. Gene Ontology annotation, biological process: wound healing. NCBI's taxonomy places the organism in Eukaryota, Metazoa, Chordata, Aves, Rheiformes, Rheidae. The transcript is spliced from 15 exons. Gene Ontology annotation, molecular function: signaling receptor activity. Gene Ontology annotation, cellular component: plasma membrane. The record is from RefSeq and is a predicted model, not a curated record.
CAGCCCGCGAUGCCCUCGGAGCCACGCCGCCGGGCAUGGUGAGCCCGGGGCGGCCGCUCGCCGCGGGCACCCGGCAGGCGGCCUCGCUGCUCCGCCUCAACCUCCUCCUUCUCCUGCUGCUGCCGUGGGGCGCCGGGGCGCAGAAAGGCGAUGGAUGUGGACACACUGUUCUGGGCCCUGAAAGUGGAACUCUUGCUUCAAUAAACUACCCACAGACCUCUCCCAAUAGCACAGUCUGUGAAUGGGAAAUUCGUGUAAAGCCUGGACAGAGAGUUCAGCUCAAAUUUGGGGACUUUGAUAUUGAUGACUCGGAUUCUUGUCAUUCCAGUUACCUAAGAGUUCACAAUGGAAUUGGCCCCACCAGGACUGAGAUAGGAAAAUACUGUGGGUUUGGCUUCCAGAUGGAUGGUUUAAUUAAAUCGAGAAGUAAUGAAGUCACAGUACAGUUCAUGAGUGGAACGCACACUUCUGGGCGAGGAUUUCUUGCAUCUUAUUCAACCACUGACAAGUCAGACCUAAUUACCUGUUUAGACAAUGCAAGUCACUUUUCUGAACCAGAACUCAAUAAGUAUUGUCCAGCUGGAUGUGUGAUUCCUUUUGCUGAUAUUUCUGGGACUAUACCCCAUGGAUACAGAGAUUCUUCAUCACUUUGCAUGGCUGGUGUUCAUGCAGGCGUUGUAUCAAAUACUCUGGGUGGCCAAAUUAACGUUGUAAUCAGCAAAGGCAUUCCAUAUUAUGAAGGCUCUCUGGCUAACAAUGUCACGUCAAAAGCGGGACCAUUAUCCACCAGUCUCUUCACAUUCAAGACAAGCGGUUGCUAUGGGACACUGGGGAUGGAGUCUGGAGUAAUCCCUGAUUCCCAGAUUAUGGCAUCAUCUAUUCUUGAGUGGUCUGACCAAGCAGGACAAGUGAACAUUUGGAAACCUGAGAAUGCCAGACUGAAAAGGCCUGGGCCUCCUUGGGCUGCCUUUAUCAGUGAUGAGCAUCAGUGGUUGCAGAUAGACUUGAAUAAGGAAAAGAGAAUAACAGGUAUUAUAACAACUGGGUCAACCUUACCUGAGUACUACUAUUAUGUGUCAGCCUACAGAAUUUUAUACAGUAAUGAUGCACAGAAAUGGACAAUGUACAGAGAACUUGGCAUUGAUAGAGAUAAGAUAUUUCAAGGGAACACUGAAUGUUACCAGGAAGUUCGCAAUAAUUUCAUUCCACCUAUUAUUGCACGUUUUUUUAGGAUUAACCCCUUAAAAUGGCACCAGAAAAUUGCAAUGAAAGUGGAACUCCUAGGAUGUCAGUUUAGUGUAGGCCGUGCUCCAAAAAUUACCAUGCCUCCACCACAUCAGAACAACGAUGACAAGAAUGACUUCAGUGAUGACUUCAUUCAUUCAGUGAAGACUUCGUUGCAGACAGAUAAAACAACCUUCACACCUGAAAUAAAAAACACCACAGUGACCCCCAGCGUAACCAAAGAUGUGGCAUUGGCAGCAGUUCUGGUUCCAGUAUUGGUGAUGGUCUUCACUACUCUGAUUCUUAUCUUAGUUUGCGCAUGGCACUGGAGAAACCGCAAGAAAAAAACUGAAGGCAAUUACGAUCUACCUUAUUGGGAUCGUGCAGGAUGGUGGAAAGGAAUGAAGCAGUUUCUCCCCACCAAAUCAGCAGAACAUGAAGAAACUCCUGUUCGCUACAGCAACAGUGAAGUCAGUCGCCUAAGACCAAGAGAAGUCCCAACAAUGUUACAGACAGAGUCUGCAGAGUAUGCUCAGCCGCUGGUAGGGGGAAUUGUCGGCACGCUCCAUCAGAGAUCAACCUUUAAACCAGACGAAGGGAAAGAAGCAAGUUAUGCUGAUCUGGACCCUUACAAUUCACCUAUACAAGAAGUUUAUCAUGCUUAUGCUGAGCCACUACCUAUAACUGGACCAGAAUAUGCAACUCCAAUAAUCAUGGACAUGUCCAGUCAUCCCAGCACACCUCUUGGCGUUUCUUCUAUUUCCACCUUCAAAACUGCAGGGAAUCAAGCUCCUCCACUAGCAGGAACUUACAAUAAACUCUUAUCUAGGACAGACAGUUCCUCAUCAGCUCAGGCACUGUAUGAUACGCCAAAGGGGCAGCUGGGGCCAGGUGCUGUAGACGAGUUGGUAUACCAAGUACCACAGAGCAUGCCCCAUUCCACUGGGAAUAAGGAUGAACUGAGUUAGCUCGUGAGUAAGGUAGGAUAACAGCAAAAGUGGCUUGUUUUUAAAAGCCAUCUCCUUAAAGCUCAUAGUUUCAUUUUUUAAGAUCACAUUGUCUUAAUAUUAUUUGUCUUAAAUAAUACAAUUGAACCAAAAAGUGUGUUAUCGGAGAUUUGGGAAACCAGUAAUUCUGCCUUUUCCUGAGGAUAUACAAUUACAGCUUGUCUCUUGAGAAACCACGGAUUUUUUUCUACUACUGUACAAUUGUCUGUCAGACAUAAAAGAACAACUUUUCAAGAUUAACUUCAGCAUUUCAUAGAUGUGAAUUAUAAAUUGGAAGAAACAGCUUGAAGUACGAAAGUCAGCAAUACAGGUCUUACGUACUGAUUUUAGGAGUGGGGUUUUUUUUUUUUUUUUGUUUUGUUUUUUUUGUUUUGUUUUUUUUAAGAAAUAGUACCAUUAGUAAGCACUGUAACUUCUAAAAUUCAUUUUCCACUGUAGAAUAGCUGCACAACUUUGAACUUCCAAAAACCACCGUUAGGAUUGAUGGCAAAAAAAAAAAACAUUAACUUCCUGGCAAAGUGGUCUUGAUGCUACUUUUGUUCACAGGAUUGGGAAUCACCAGGUGUGGGUUUCUCACAUGCUUUCCAUACCAUUUUUCUUUUAUCUUUCUAAAACUAGAAUCUGCUAGCUGUAUAAUUUUUCUUUGUCUGAUCUUAAGCCACUAAGUCCUGUUGCUUUCUAGAGAUACAGUAGGCACAGACCAAGUCUUUCAAGGAAACUACAAGACAACUUCUAUGUUUUCCCUAUUAACCGAAGGCUACUAUUGUUUGCCUUGAACUCAAAACCUUCCCCAAGUGGUCAGCUUGCAAGAAGCUUCCAAGUGUUCAAGGUGACUGAGUUGGGGAGGUUUUUUUCCCUGUAUCUAUUGUGUGUUUUAAGAUGUAAGCAUAUACAAAGAUAUGUAUAUACUUCUGUGUGUACAUAAGGAAGCACACAAAUAUUGCAAUGGUGCAUAAAGUUGGGUGUUAAAAAUACAUUUAGCACAUAUGGUACAUUUUAGCACAAUUGGAAAACUUGGCCCUAGGGAUUUUUUUUUUUUACAAUUGUUCCUCAUUAGAAGUAUAAAAGAUUACAAAACCUUUGCUAGAGAUGCAGCUUCUUUCAAAGUGUAUCAAUUUCAGAAGCAUUUAAUUGAAUAUAUAACCUUUAAAUGUUCCAGUUUUCUCUACUACGGAAAAGCUGCAGUCUUCUAUUUGAGAUAACAUAGACUAGUUUUAUUUAGAUAAUCACCUAAUGAAAACAAAUUGGAUGUCACAUUUGCCAUUUUUUUUUAUCUUGUUAGAAAGAAAGCACAGCCUUUUUAAUAUAAACACAAGUAGUAGAAGCUCUAAAAAAUAAAGCCAUUUUUUUGUAACAGCACUGUUGGGAGGAUGCUGAAUUAACUUACAAAUGUGAAAACCCCUAGUUAUACAUUAGCCCAGUUUUAUGGACUUUUCCUGUUUUUUUUUUCCUUUGAUGUAAUUCAAAUGAGCCUUGUUUACUGCCCAUAGUCCAUGUACUGAAUGGAUAGUAUACAAAUAGAAACUAAAAUAUUGCUAAUAAUGACUACCAUUACAUGCUUAUACCAGUACAGUAUUCUAACCUACCACUUGAAAAUUUGUUUGCACAGAAGCUGAAACAGUAAUGCAACAUUAUUUGUGGCCUAUUCAACAUCUAGAGUAUUGCUUUACAACAAUUUCAACACUGUAUUGCUUUAAAGCCUACUUCGACCGUUUUUUUCAUGGUGAAAAUGAUUAAGAAUUGUUUCUAAUGCCUAAAUAUAAAUGUGGAAGUAAGGAAUGGUAUAUACAAGACCAAGUCAAGAAAAAGUAAUUUGUGCAUAUUGUUGUAUUCUUUUGAUACUAUUGCAGCUUAUUCUGCUUGAUAAAGCUAGUCUGCAAGCUUUGUAGUUUUGCUUAAAAAUAUUAAGAUUGUUCUUACCCAUUGGUAACAACUAUGACUGAGAAUAACUGAGCUGAUUUUAUUUGAGAAGAGUGGAAGGUUAUUCCUUUGCAUCAAGACGCAAUAUACUGAUUCCAGCUAAGUGAAGAAACUUCUGCUUUCUCAAACCAUACCAAUUUAGGCUAAUCUGCCAUAAAAAUAAAUGGAUGUGUUCAUAGUAGUAAAAACAUUCCUGGAAACGUGCAUUUAAUUUUUACUGUAGGCCAGGUAUGGCAUGACUUACUUACAGGUAUACUGUAGGCCAUGAUGGUAUUAAACAGUUCUUCAGUGGACUGGUUUAUUUUGAAGCAGCAUUAAUACAGUUUCAUUAUCUGAACAGUGUGAGCAGUUGAUUGAAAUGGCUGUUUAAAAAUGUAAGUUCUUUUUAUGAAAGAAGUUGGUCUUAUACUUUGCUCCCUGCUUUCAACUCUGAACAUUUUACCUGCUAGGGGUAAGAAGAUAAGGUUGAAUAUGCAAAAGUUAGGUAUAAAACAUAUGCUAUGAACUGUCAAACACUGAUUUGCAAAUGUAAGCUGCCAAUGACACACCUAAGAUCAGUAUUUUCCUAUGUAUAUGAUACAAGCCGAGGUAAAUUUAAUGAGGCUCUUUUACAUAAAAAGAAAUAUGGAUAUAAAAUGCAUUUCAAUCUUGUUUGGAAUGAAAAUGGCUUGACUGUUCUCCCAGAAUGUACAUUCUUACCUCAGCAUGUAUUGUAGUUGCUCAGUAUUUGUAUAUGUUGCUAGAACUUAGACUGUAUAAAUAGUGAGGGUUUUUUUAAUGUAUGUUGAAAGUAUUUUAAAUAAAUUGUACAUAAGUA